Brassica napus (rape) is the source of this 1958-nucleotide messenger RNA. Its product is annotated as GTP cyclohydrolase 1-like. NCBI's taxonomy places the organism in Eukaryota, Viridiplantae, Streptophyta, Magnoliopsida, Brassicales, Brassicaceae. Gene Ontology annotation, cellular component: cytoplasm. The transcript has 2 exons. Gene Ontology annotation, molecular function: GTP binding; GTP cyclohydrolase I activity; zinc ion binding. Gene Ontology annotation, biological process: tetrahydrofolate biosynthetic process; tetrahydrobiopterin biosynthetic process. The coding region runs from base 464 to 1735 and encodes 423 amino acids. The record is from RefSeq and is a predicted model, not a curated record.
AACUCAUCUAGAGUCUUUCACAUCCAUAGCCGUAACUUUAAUCUUUUCGGUUUUGAGCUAAACCAAGACCCUCUAUCUCAGAUAGAAUCUUUUUAUAUUCAAAUGAAAAUGGUUUAGGAAAAAUCUUUCACAGUAUGAAUCCAACAUCGAGAGAGAUAGUGUUCGAACUUCGAACUAGGGUUGUUGUUCGAUAAUAAAAAACAGGAAAAGGGGUAAAGGGAGAGAGAAAGGUCUUCGCCGCCAUUACGUUCAAAAAAGGAAACUUUCUUUUUGCUGAUGGUGAUAGGCUAAACCCUCUCAGAUCCAUCAAACUGACUUAACGAAUCCACACAUUCCUGAACGGAUCAACCUCGACCCCACCACUCGCCUUCUCUCUCCCUUACACACCUUCCGCGUAUUAUCCAAAAACACAGAGAGUUUUAGAGAAGAGAUUCUUUGUAAUUAGAGUCUUCACAGAGUAUCAAUGAACACAUUCGAUAAAGAGCAUUUCAAUGUGGAGGUGAAAAACGGUUGCUUUGAUCUUCCUUUCGAGUUACAACCAGAGACCAUAGCGAUCCAAGAAGCUGUCAAAGUCAUACUAAAAGGUCUUAAUGAAGAUAUCAAUCGCGAAGGCAUUAAAAGAACUCCCUUUCGUGUCGCAAAGGCUCUCCGACAAGGAACCAGAGGUUAUAAGCAAAAAGUAAAGGACUUUGUACAGAGUGCUCUGUUUCCAGAAACAGGGUUAGACGAUGGGCAAGCAGGAGGAGUUGGUGGUCUCGUUGUGAUCCGAGACCUUGAUCAUUACUCUUACUGUGAAUCUUGUUUGCUUCCUUUUAAAGUCAAGUGUCAUGUAGGAUACGUCCCUUCUGGGGGACGCGUUCUUGGACUAAGCAAGUUCUCUAGAGUCGCUGACGUUUUUGCUAAGCGGCUUCAAGAGCCUCAGCGUUUAGCUGAGGAGAUAUGUUCGGGUCUGCAGCGUUGGGUGGAACCAUCUGGUGUCGCUGUUGUUCUCCAAUGCUCGCAUCCCCACUACGAUGGUUUUGUGGAGGCAACGGUUACCUCCGGUUCAGGGGGUUUUGAGGAUGAAAGUUCGGAGCUUUGGUGUGAGUUUCUUAGUCUUUUGAAGUUCAAACUGCGUAGAGAUGUCUCUCUUGAAGACUGGUGUCCGUUUGUUAUUGAGAACUCAUCCAAAGUUUCAGAUGCAGACUCUGAGAUGGUUGCUGCUGUAGUCUCUAUUCUGAAAGCUUUAGGAGAAGAUCCAUCAAGGAAAGAGCUGGUUUCCACUCCAACCAGGUUCCUUAAAUGGAUGAUGAAGUUCCAGAACGUUAACUUUGAGAUGAAACUAAACAGAUAUGACUGCAAACUCAAGGAGAGAAAGCUGAGUUGUGAGACUAAUAUUCAGUUUUGGUCAAUGUGUGAGCAUCAUUUGCUUCCUUUCUAUGGAGUUGUGCAUGUUGGGUACUACUGUGGUGAUGGACUAAAACCUCUUGAGAGGUCGUUGGUGGAGUCUGUUGUAAAGUUUUAUGGGUUUAAGCUGCAAGUGCAAGAGAGGAUGACUCGGCAAAUAGCGGAGACAUUGUCACCACAGGUUAAUGGGGAUGUAAUUGUGGUGGCGGAAGCUGAGCAUACUUGUAUGAUCUCUAGGGGGAUUGAGAAGUUUGGGAGUAGCACAGCUACAGUUGCGGUCUUAGGUCGGUUUUCGAGUGACCUUUCUGCAAGAACCAAGUUCCUAGAGAGUAUUCAGAAAACAGAAUAGAAGAUGCAUAUUGUUUCUCACAGGAUUAGAUAGAUCUUUAGAAUUGGGGAUCAAGACAGAUCAGUGUUCCAUGUUUGUUGUCUUCUUAUGGUUCUGACUUGUUUCUUUUCUCUACCAUUGUUUUUGUGUUCUGAUUUCUCAUGCCUUAGUAUGUUUGGCUUUGAAAUAUAUUUGUUACGUUCUUCUGAUUAUGAUACAUAAAUUACAUCUUGAAAUUUGUAUA